CCAAUCAUGGUCUGCACGGCCACAACAUCAUAGCCACUUGUGAUUCUAGGCACAUCGUGAUAGUAAACAAUACAUAAAUACAACAAAGGGUUUGCUGAAGAAAUGUUAUACACUGACUUGGCUCAAACACCCAAUUUAUUCCCUCUUCCAAUACACAUUCCGUUUGCGUACUGCAACAAACACAGCCUCCUUCCGUCAACAAUUCCCCAACUUCUACCUCCUUGCAACAUUCACGCAAUCCGCAAUUUUUUCCAGUCGAUCGUCUUUGCGCAAGAGUACAUAGGCCAGCCGUCAAGUCAUCUUCCACGAUCAAACACUCUGGCAUCUUCGAGCUCAACAAAAGAGGAGCAAGCACAGGACCAAACCACAACCAUGUCCAAGUCCGAUUCCAAGGCCUGCCCAACAUGCAAGAGGGGGAUAGAAGACGCGCCCGCGAAACCCGCCCCAAAGAGCACAACCGUAGACAUCGACGGAGACAUUGAGGAUACCUUGAACCAGCUCCCACCACUCCCCACGCCCCUACCAAAAGCUCAUCCAGACUUCAUCCACUGCGUACCCCCCCAAGCACCCACCUACCGAAAAUACUCCGUCUUCACAGCAGGCAGCAUAGAAAUGGGCGCAGCCGUGCAAUGGCAAAAGCACAUGGCCAAAUUUCUAUCCCCUCUCCCCGUGACAGUCAACAACCCGCGCAGAGGGCAUUGGGAUCCCGCCACGACGAAAGAAGCCAAGAACGAGGCUUUCAGACACCAGGUCGAGUGGGAGCUCUCUGCGCUGGAGAAAGCUACCGUUAUCUGCUUCUUCUUCGACGUCAACACCAAGAGCCCCGUUACCAUGUUGGAGUUGGGUCUGUGGGCGCACUCGGGCAAGGUGGUUGUUUGCUGCAGCAAAGAUUUCUGGCGCGCGGGAAAUAUUCACAUUGUGUGUGAGCGCUACGGUAUUCCGUUUGUGGAGUCGUUUGAGGCGUUGGUCCCGGCGAUCAAGGAUAUGCUGGUGGAGAAGGGCAUGAAGUUGGAUGCGGACGGUAACCUGAUCGAUUGACGGUUGGUAUCUGUAACGGCGUUUGGCGGCGGUGUCGGAUUUGGCGGUCAUCUGAGCGUUCACGAGAAGUUAUGGAGGACAUCUGUUUAUGGGCGGUUUUUGUGUAUUGCUUCUGUUUUUCCCAGUUUCCAUAGAAUACGUUCUCUGAUGCUUUCCAUGAUUAUCCCAUUACAUGUUCUCCGCGUAGUAAUGCAACCACGAUCCAAUGCU
Messenger RNA from Dothidotthia symphoricarpi CBS 119687, 1248 nucleotides. RefSeq lists its product as uncharacterized. The transcript has 2 exons. Lineage: Eukaryota; Fungi; Ascomycota; Dothideomycetes; Pleosporales; Dothidotthiaceae. The record is from RefSeq and is a predicted model, not a curated record. Bases 103 to 1038 code for a protein of 311 amino acids.